Messenger RNA from Nycticebus coucang (slow loris), 1540 nucleotides. It is a transcript of the gene SMIM13, whose product is annotated as small integral membrane protein 13. Lineage: Eukaryota; Metazoa; Chordata; Mammalia; Primates; Lorisidae. The record is from RefSeq and is a predicted model, not a curated record. The transcript has 2 exons. Bases 61 to 324 code for a protein of 87 amino acids.
CAGGACGCGCCGCCACCCAGCCGGCGCCCGCGGUCCUGAGCCGACCACCCUCCCGGCAAGAUGUGGCAUAAUGUCGGGCUGACCCUGCUGGUGUUCGUGGCCACGCUGCUGAUCGUCCUGUUGCUGAUGGUGUGCGGUUGGUAUUUUGUAUGGCAUCUUUUUUUAUCAAAAUUCAAGUUUCUCCGAGAACUAGUGGGAGACACAGGAUCCCAGGAAGGAGAUCAUGAGCUUUCAGGCUCUGAAACUGAAGAAGAUGCUUCCUCCUCUCCACACAGGAUCAGAUCUGCUCGACAGAGGAGGGUACCUGCUGAUGAGGGCCACUGACCCCAGACAUGGUCAUUUAUGGUGAAUGAUGAGGGCAGUUGUCAGCCUUUCUCUUGUGACUUGAUACUGAAAUUUACUGAAUGACUUGUGAACCUUUGUACUUGGAUUUUAAGUCCAAUUCAGAAGAAGAUUUACAUGUAAGCCAUAUAAAAAUAAAGGGAAUUAAAACCAAAUUGAACCAUUGCAAAUUUCAUCUUAAAGAUUAUCUUUUGCUUCACUGGCUGUCUACUUACACAUUUAUUCCUUGACUUUUGGGCUUAUUUUCUUGCAAUGGUACAAAUCUGGUAAACAUUACAGGCUUGAAAAACCAUAUUUUAUUAGUACUGAAAUGUGUACUUUUUUUUACAUUUUAGUUUGUCCAAAAUUGGGAUGCAUUUCAUUACUGUCAACCAGGUAUAGUCAUGUAAUUAAUCCUACUUGGUGCAUGUGUGUAUCUACAGCUUGUCAUAGUGUCAUUACUUUAAUCAAUGUAUGUAUUGUUGGUACUAAAUGCGGCAGGUUUGAUUAACAUUUAAAAAUGUCUUCAAAAAGAUUACACAGUGAUUCAGCAUUGAAACAAAAAGUUAUCUUGUAUGCAGAAAAGCAUGGAAACAGCAGCAGGGCAUACAUUUGAUAUUAGUGAAGCAAAUAUCCGUUGUUGGAGGAAUGACUGCAAUUCCAUAUUUUCUUGCAAAGCACAAAAUGCUUUACAGGACCUAAGAAAGGAAGACACCCACAAGUAGAUGAAGCUGUGCUCCAUUUUGUCAGUGAAACACGUGCAAAAGGAUUGCCUAUCACAAGCCCGGCAAUGCAGUUGAAGGCAGGAGAAAUUGCCAAAACCCUCGGAAUUGACGAAGCAACAUUUAAAGCAACAAGAGGGUGUCGUGACCGUUUCAUGCUACGAGCAGGACUAUCGUUAAGGCAUUCAGCAUUGUUUUAUCCAAAGCUUUCCGCUGACAUUAAACAGAAGACAGUAGUGGAGCACUCUCCACAAAUGCUGCAUCAACACUGCUCCUGAAAACACCAAAGGGAGUGGUGUGUGGAAAAACGCAGCCAUCUGUGCCUGUGAUUUGAAAAGCGAUUCAGAAGAGUUGGACUCAGAAUAUGAAGUUAUAGUUAUAACUUAACCAAUUUAUUUCACACAUUUUCAUUACACAUGCACAAGAUUGAUGUGAUAAAAUUCUUUAACUCUAAAAGCACUGUUUUAAUAGGUAUAAAAUAAACCUUUUCUGUGAUA